UUAGAUCUGGCAACCCUGGCCCGGCCCGGUAGUGGGCUUCCUCAGCUGUGGUCGCUGGUCGCUGAGGCCCUGUACUACGGCCCACCAGUUCCUCGUUGUAAAGGAAGCUUGUGUGUUGAGUAUGGCAUUACGGGUGCUGAGGUGCGUGUGUGGUGGGCGUGGUGUUGGGGCCAUGGUUACCGUACUCUCGCCCUCCACAAGGCCCACAUUGACGCCUGCGAUCAUAGGCUAUGAGCAAAAACGUUAUGCUAUGCGGUUGGAGCUGACGGAACAUGGUAUAAAAUGGCGUCGACCAGAGUACAUACCAUCAUGGAGACCGGAAAAGUCUGGUGACCUAGAACUACACAAAGACCCAGAUGAGAUGCAGCCUCGUAUCGAGGUUUUGCCUGCCAAAGAUAUGCUUGACCAGGUUGAUGAGGAUACAAGAAAGCUUUUAUCACUGAAAUUUGCUACUCAUGGCGAGUCUAUGAAGAUUAAGCAUUAUGAAAUGUUGCGAAGAGUUCAGCGGCACCAAUUAGACACUAGUUCAAUGGAAGUUAAAAUUGCUGCAUUAACAGUGAAAAUUCAAAAUUUGCAACGAGUAACCUUCAAGUGUAAGAAGAACAUCAUUGAAAGAGUUCGACUGCAAGAAAUGAUAGAUCGUAGGAAGAAGUUGUUGAAAAAUCUGAGAAAAGCAGACUAUAAACGCUUCGAAUGGCUCCUGGAAGAACUAAAUCUCUUAUAUCGGCCUUUCCCAAGAGAGUACAAGUGGAUAACUAGAAAAGAUUCGUUACAAAAGCUUGUCCAAAUGCAUGGAGAAGAAUUGAAAGAGAAACGUCUUGCAGAAUAUCAGGCAGCCCUUGAGCUUCAAAAGGAGCCCUUCUUAAAAGAGAAGGUGGAAACACUGCGUUGGAUUGCCGAGACAGAGACCAGUUUGGGGGUACCAGUCAGUGUUGUUGUUCCAGAAGACCCCACAGUAACACAUGGUUCCAAUUCUGACAUUAAAGAGUAAAAUGGCCAUUAAAUUUGAUUUUAUGUAUUGUUAUUAGUAGAGUUUUACUGAAUGUUGAAAUUUAUUUAACAACCCGUCUCAUACAGAAAGUUAGUAAUGUUGUAGGUAACAUUGUAUAUAAAUUUGAAACUUCUCAUAUUAAUUACUUUACAUACUGCAGUAAUUAUUAAAAAUGUAGCCCUAUGAUGAUAAUAAAUUUGUUAUUUAUA
Molecule: messenger RNA, 1200 nt
Organism: Procambarus clarkii (red swamp crayfish)
Lineage: Eukaryota; Metazoa; Arthropoda; Malacostraca; Decapoda; Cambaridae
Product: 28S ribosomal protein S15, mitochondrial
Biological process (GO): mitochondrial translation
Cellular component (GO): ribosome; mitochondrial small ribosomal subunit
Molecular function (GO): RNA binding; structural constituent of ribosome
Source: RefSeq, a predicted model, not a curated record